Arachis stenosperma is the source of this 1737-nucleotide messenger RNA. Its product is annotated as mitochondrial carrier protein MTM1. Gene Ontology annotation, biological process: mitochondrial transmembrane transport. The transcript has 8 exons. NCBI's taxonomy places the organism in Eukaryota, Viridiplantae, Streptophyta, Magnoliopsida, Fabales, Fabaceae. The record is from RefSeq and is a predicted model, not a curated record. The coding region runs from base 149 to 1225 and encodes 358 amino acids.
AUUCUGAACGUGAGGCAGGAAAUCGAAUAUGUAGGUGCGUGACCAAAUGUUAGGACUUAAUUAGGCGCCCGCCCUCAAUCGAAUAUCGCGCUUUCGCUAAGAACAAUUAGAAACCGAUGUUGUUGAUUUUGAAAGAAACGUUUCGCCGAUGUCACCCUCGUCAUCAUCUUCUUCCGAUGCGGAAUUGAGUAUUGGAGAGAGGGCCUUCUCCGCCGCCGGUGCUGCUGUCAUCUCCGCCAUCAUCGUUAAUCCCCUCGAUGUUGCCAAGACAAGGCUGCAAGCACAGGCUGCCGGGGUUCCCUAUCCCUACCACUACAUCUGUCUUCAACCAAACGCCGUUUGUCAAUCUCCUUCAACCUCUGCUGCCGCGCCGCCGCCAUGUCAUUCCGGCUGUAACCGCUAUAAAGGCACGCUAGAUGUCCUUCACAAAGUUGUGCGUCAGGAAGGGUUUAUAAGAUUAUGGAGAGGCACAACUGCAAGUUUAGCAUUGGCUGUGCCAACUGUUGGGAUAUAUAUGCCUUGUUAUGACAUCUUUCGCAACUUCAUGGAGGAGUUUACUACUCAGAAUGCUCCAAACUUAACACCUUAUGUUCCAUUAGUUGCUGGAUCAGUUGCACGUUCAUUGGCUUGUGUUUCGUGUUAUCCUGUAGAGCUUGCAAGGACACGCAUGCAGGCAUUUAAAGCAACUGGAAGUGGGAAGCCUCCAGGGGUUUUUAAGACAUUGAUUGGAGCCAUCAACCCAAUCAGGGGUACAGAGAGACUUCAAAGUUAUUAUGUUUUUCUAACAGUACAUAGAUACCGUUAUUGGUGGACUGGCCUUGGAGCUCAACUUUCUCGCGAUGUUCCUUACUCUGGAAUUUGCUGGUUAACCCUUGAGCCAAUAAGGAAAAAACUUCUUGGCCUUGUGGGUGAUGAAGCAACAGCAGCCGCUAUCCUUGGGGCAAAUUUUACUGCUGGCUUCGUUGCAGGAACUGUCGCAGCUGCUGCCACAUGUCCACUUGAUGUGGCAAAAACUCGACGACAAAUAGAGAAGGAUCGUGAAAGGGCAUUAAAGAUGACAACAAGAACAACACUGAUAGAGAUUUGGAGGGAUGGAGGAUUGAGAGGGCUAUUCACAGGUGUUGGUCCCCGUGUAGGCCGUGCCGGUCCAUCAGUUGGUAUAGUUGUCUCCUUCUAUGAAGUUGUCAAGCAUGCCUUGCAUCGUAGACAGAAGACUUCAUCGUAACAUAUACUUGCAUUCAUCAUUGAGUCUUAUUUGCUGGAAUGGUUCAAAACUUCGAAUUCUACUUUUUGAAGCUAUAGGGUAAUAGUGUAGAAUACAUCAAAGACACCAAACUAGAUCCCAGAAGACCAAAGAUGUUUCUGACAUAUCAAUAAGUUAGGGUCAACUGGCAAAACAGAACAUGCUAGAGUUGGCACCUCCUAAUAAGUGAUGAUGGAAUGAUCCAUUAAUUGUCCUCCACAUGCAUAGGACUUCCUUUUGGGCACAGGCUUUUUAACAUUUUUUUAGUUAUUGCAUUUGCAACGUUUUUUAAAGGAGAGUCAAUAAGUGCCUAUGUACAAUUUGAGACCAUGAGUCGGCUUCUAACUGGAAAGUGAUAAGCUUGCAGUGAAAAAUAGGUGGUUCUCUUUUCUUUUUAUAGAAUAAAUACUGCGAAUUCACAAAAUUCUUGUAAUAGUACAUCUUUGUCACGUUAUCAUAAGUCCAAUUCAUUUACUCGCCGAAAGUUUAAGAUC